CAUUCCAACAAAAACUUCUGUUGACGAGCCCAGUGCCUCCGUCGCCGGCACCGUUCUUCCGUCGCCGGCACCGUUCUUCCGUCGCCGGCCAACCUCCCGUCGCCCUCAAUCGUCGGAAAACAAGUAAGUUUACUUUUUCCGGCAAGUUUUCCAGUUUUCCGGCGAAAAACACGGUGAGCCGAAAAAAAAUUGCGGCCCGAAAGCCGCCGAGCCGAAAAAAAUUCGGCCAGGCGGCGCCUCGGCCCUAAUUUUUUUCGUCCGGUCGCCGGACACGCCGGCCAAAAUUUUUCCGGCUGUGUGUUCGUCGGCCGGCCGAAAAAAAUUUUUUCGGCCCGGCAACGCACCGGCCGCAAAUUUUUUUCGGCCCGGCGGCGCUCCAGCCGCAAACUUUUUUCGGCCAGGCGGCGCGCCGGCCGCAAACUUUUUUCAGCCCGACGGCGCGCCGGCCGCAAAAUUUUUCCGGCCAUGACAAUUUUUGUAUUUAAUUUAAUUUAAUAUGUUAAUUAAUUAGUCAAUAAAAAAUUACUUAAUUAGUUAAUAGAAAUUAGCAAUUAGUGUUAAUAUUUAUUUAAGUUGGUGUAUAAAUGUUUUUUUUUUUGUAAUAGGUGUAUGAAUGUUUAAUUACUUAGAUUAGUUAAUAGAAAAUUAAUUAAUUAAGAAUUGAUUUAACAAUUAAUGUUAAUAUUCAGUACAUUAGUUAAUAGAAAAUUAAUUAAUUUGUGAUUAAUUAACAAUUAAUGUUAAUAGUAUAUUAGUUAAUAGAAAUUUAAUUAAUUAGUGCGCAUCUAAGUAUGAUAUUGUGUAAAUUUAUAGAUAAUUAGAUAUGGAUGAUGCGGGUGGGAGUGAGUUGUAUAGAUUCAAUGGUAGGGUUGUUGAUGUAUCAACACGAAGGAAGGUGCCUAAGAAGAAUAAGGAGAAGAAGCGCUCUCGAGAUAUUGGGCAUCAGUCAGAGGCAAAUUUAGGGGAGGAUGAGUUAGAGGCUCCUACUGUAGUAGCUCGUUCGGCAUCACGGGCGUCUGGUUCCCAUGGGAGGAAUCAGGGUGCUGCAUCGAGAGUGGUCUCGGCUUAGUUUGAUGAGGACGAUAAUGAUGAGGAUAUCGAGGUCCCUCCACCUACACGUGGACAUGGACGAGUGCCUUCUUGUACGGCAACAUCACGUCCUGCUAUGUAUAAGGACCGAGCUGGGCGAUUCAUACCACCUGCUCGUGAGGAGACAGAGAGCUCGGGGACUGGACGAAGUAGGGGAGGACGUUCGAGUGGUCCUCCACCGUGGGAGCUUGUUGGUGAGUGUCCUGGUGGACCUACGGAUCCUACCCUCAUUAGGAGCUUUCGUGGCCACGCUGUCUAUGGCUUUGGAUGGGGGUUGGAGAUCGAGGGGUCACAGGUGCUACAGCCGUACAUCGGCGGUUGAUUAUCUGGGUAGCUACGUGUUUAGUCAUGUUGAGGCGGGGGAUCUGGUUCAGCAGUUAGGUCUCCAGCACCUGAUCUACUCUAUGUUCCGCAAGAUAGCGAUUGACGAGGCUUUGAUCUCAGCUUUUGUGGAGAGGUGGCAGCCAGACACGAACACCUUCCACUUGCCUUUUGGAGAGAUGACGAUCCUCCUCCACGAUGUUCAGUACUUACUGCAGAUUCCUGUUGAGGGACGACUGAUGAGUAGGAGUUCUGCGCAGCUUGACCAUCCGGAGGUGGGUUUGUGUGCGCUUCUUGGGAUGAACUCGGAGCAGUUGAGUGGUCGUUCCGAGGCCCCUGGAUAUGGUAAUAGGGGUAAGUGGUACGAGAAGGGUGGUUUUCUUGCAGAGAUGGCAUGUUUGACUACUUAUGUAUGUUUGGAUCGGAUGUUUAUGUUUAGAUCGGAUGUUUGACUACUUAUGUAUGUUUGGAUCGGAUGUUUAUGUUUAGACUGCAUGUUUAUGUUUAGAUCGGAUGUUUGACUACUUAUGUUUGGAUCGGAUGUUUGCACACUCAUGAUUAAAACAUCGAGGGUAGAUAAUGCAAUCCAUAAUGAAAUUCAUAAAUUCAU
Molecule: messenger RNA, 2020 nt
Organism: Linum trigynum
Lineage: Eukaryota; Viridiplantae; Streptophyta; Magnoliopsida; Malpighiales; Linaceae
Source: the annotation of a GenBank genome assembly